Messenger RNA from Lagopus muta (rock ptarmigan), 3724 nucleotides. RefSeq names its product SATB homeobox 2 (gene SATB2). Gene Ontology annotation, biological process: regulation of transcription by RNA polymerase II; chromatin remodeling. The record is from RefSeq and is a predicted model, not a curated record. Bases 955 to 3150 code for a protein of 731 amino acids. The transcript has 12 exons. Gene Ontology annotation, molecular function: DNA-binding transcription factor activity, RNA polymerase II-specific; RNA polymerase II cis-regulatory region sequence-specific DNA binding. Lineage: Eukaryota; Metazoa; Chordata; Aves; Galliformes; Phasianidae.
GGGCUGCGGGCGGUGCGGUGCGAUGCCGUGCCGGGCAGCCGGGUCCCGCGGCCUUCGGGAGCCGGGGGCGGUCCCGCAGCCGGUGCCCCUUCGCAGAACGAGUGGCAGCCCUGGCUCCGAGAGCUCCACGCGCGCGAGGGAAGGCGAUAUCCUGAGGUCGCGGGAAAAGACCGCGGGCUGCUUGCAGGCGGCGAGGCGGCGGGGUUUGGCCUUUUCCUCCCCCGGGACCCCAUAUGCGAGUGCUCUGUAGAGCGCUGUUGUUGUCAGCACGGGGCUCGCGAAACCUCAAGUGCUUGAGCGCUGCCCGCCGGGCCGUUGUGGGGCUUUGGACACGGGAUGGGGACAGACAAAAGCCCGCUUCGCGGCGUGACCCGAGAGGCACCGAACUGCCUCACGUUGCCGCACCUGUGCGGUAUUUGCUCUCUCGUGGGACGUUUGCUGCUCUUGUGUAUUAGGGUGCGUUUCCUCGAUGUGUUCGGCGAUAUUCCCAGCCUUUACAGUUCAAUAAAACCUCUGUUGUUUGUCUUCACUCGAAAUCCCGCGCCGUGGCUGCCCCCUUUCCUCGGGCAGUCCCGCAGCCCUCCGUUAUUUGCACAGAGAACCAUAAAGCCGCAGCCCCAGCCCUUCAGCCCGGGCCCCGGCAGCGGCAAGCUCUGGGGGCGGCGGCACCGCACGGCUCCCACAGCACCUCUUUGUGCCUCGCGGUGCGGGCAGGGAGGUGCGGGUUCCGAGCGCUCCGUGCCGUUUGUUUUACGCGAGCGGGCCGGGUGAGAGGAGCGGACCUGUUAGCACGGGUAGAAGUCGGGAUUGAGAACGCAGAGCGCGAAGUGUCGAAGUCCCAAAUUCCCAAUUCCGCCAACUUUGCGGCCAUUGAUCCGCGGGAGUUCGGAGUUGGACAUCAAAGGUCCGUGCUCCUUCUACUGCGACCUGCCAGCGGGAGCCGCGUCCCCGAGCAUGGAGCGGAGGAGCGAGAGCCCCUGCCUGCGGGACAGCCCCGACAGAGGCAGCGGCAGCCCCGAUGUCAAAGGGCCCCCCCCCGGGAAGGUGGCCAGGCUGGAGCAGAACGGCAGCCCUAUGGGCACGCGCGGGAGGCCCAACGGCGCCGUCGCCAAGCCCGUGGGAGGUUUGAUGAUUCCAGUCUUUUGUGUGGUGGAGCAGUCGGAUGCCUCUCUUGAAUAUGAUAAUCGAGAAGAGCAUGCUGAGUUCGUUCUGGUUCGCAAAGAUGUGCUCUUUAGCCAGCUGGUGGAGACAGCGCUCCUGGCUCUGGGGUAUUCCCACAGCUCUGCGGCUCAGGCACAAGGAAUAAUCAAGCUUGGGAGGUGGAAUCCCCUCCCUCUCAGUUAUGUGACCGAUGCACCAGAUGCAACAGUAGCUGACAUGCUACAAGAUGUCUAUCAUGUUGUGACAUUGAAAAUCCAAUUACAAAGUUGUUCCAAGCUGGAAGACUUGCCAGCAGAGCAGUGGAACCAUGCCACAGUUCGCAAUGCCUUAAAGGAACUGCUCAAAGAGAUGAAUCAGAGCACAUUAGCCAAAGAAUGCCCUCUUUCACAGAGUAUGAUUUCAUCCAUUGUAAAUAGCACAUACUAUGCCAAUGUGUCAGCAACCAAGUGCCAGGAGUUUGGGAGAUGGUACAAGAAGUACAAGAAGAUUAAAGUGGAAAGAGUGGAAAGAGAAAACCUUUCAGACUAUUGUGUUCUUGGUCAACGUCCCAUGCACUUACCAAAUAUCAACCAACUGGCAACUUUGGGAAAAACUAACGAACAGUCUCCUCAUGGCCAAAUUCACCACAGUACUCCAAUCCGAAACCAAGUGCCAACGAUGCAGACAAUGAUAAACCCUGGGCUCCUGUCUCCUCAGCUCAGUCCACAACUGGUGAGGCAGCAGAUAGCAAUGGCCCAUCUGAUAAACCAACAGAUUGCCGUCAGCCGGCUAUUGGCUCACCAGCACCCACAGGCUAUCAACCAGCAGUUCUUGAAUCAUCCACCCAUCCCUAGAGCUGUCAAACCAGAGCCAUCAAAUUCAUCGGUGGAAGUCUCUCCAGAUAUUUACCAGCAAGUCAGAGAUGAGCUGAAGAGAGCCAGUGUAUCUCAAGCUGUCUUUGCAAGAGUAGCAUUCAACCGCACACAGGGCUUGUUGUCUGAGAUCCUGCGUAAAGAAGAAGACCCUAGGACAGCUUCCCAGUCCCUCCUGGUAAACUUAAGGGCGAUGCAGAAUUUCCUCAACUUGCCAGACUCGGAACGGGAUCGAAUCUAUCAGGAUGAGAGAGAGAGAAGCAUGAACCCUAAUGUGAGCAUGGUGUCUUCAGCAGCCAGCAGCCCAAGCUCCUCUAGAACUCCCCAGGCCAAAACCUCGACACCAACAACAGACCUCCCCAUUAAGGCGGACGGCGCCAACGUCAACAUCACAGCUGCCAUUUAUGACGAGAUCCAACAGGAGAUGAAAAGGGCCAAGGUAUCUCAAGCUCUGUUUGCCAAGGUGGCUGCCAAUAAAAGUCAGGGCUGGCUGUGCGAGCUACUUCGCUGGAAAGAAAACCCAAGCCCAGAAAACCGCACCCUGUGGGAGAACCUCUGCACCAUUCGCCGCUUCCUGAAUCUUCCUCAGCAUGAGAGGGAUGUGAUCUAUGAGGAGGAGUCCAGACAUCACCACAGUGAGCGUAUGCAGCAUGUUGUCCAGCUCACUCCCGAGCCUGUACAGGUGCUGCACAGACAGCAGUCCCAGCCUGCAAAGGAGAGUUCCCCACCCAGAGAAGAGGCUCCUCCUCCACCCACUGAGGACAGUUGCACCAAAAAGCCCAGAUCCCGCACCAAGAUAUCCCUGGAAGCUCUAGGUAUCCUUCAAAGCUUUAUCCACGAUGUAGGUCUCUACCCUGAUCAGGAAGCCAUUCAUACCCUCUCUGCUCAGCUGGAUCUCCCCAAACACACCAUCAUCAAAUUUUUCCAGAACCAACGUUACCACGUAAAGCACCAUGGGAAGCUAAAAGAGCAUUUGGGAACAGUGGUUGAUGUGGCAGAGUACAAGGAUGAGGAGCUGCUGACAGAGUCGGAGGAGAACGACAGCGAGGAGGGCUCAGAAGAGAUGUACAAAGUGGAGCCUGAGGAGGAAAACCCCGACAAAAGCAAGGCAGCUCCAGCAGACAUCGACCAGAGAUAAUGUGAGAUAGGAACACAGAAAGCAAUACAGUGAUCCAAGGAUGUUGUUUCUGUUUUUUUUUUUCCUUCCUCUUUUUACUUUUUGUUUGUUUCUGUUGCACAUGAUCCAUGUGCAAAAUGAAUGAAUUCAGCAUUGCCCACUCAGACAUCGCCUUGACACAGACACUUGAGUGUUACACAUCCUACAUGUGACUGAAGUAAUCAUUGUAAUCACAUAGGAUUAUGCCUUCAUUAAUCUUGCACUUAUGAAAGGGACAUCUAGCAAGUAAAUGGGAAGAAAAAGUCCUGUGAUAUCAAUGAAGGAAAAAUUACAACUUUGUGUGUGUAUAUAUAUAUAUUUACAUAAAAUAUAUAUAUAUUAAAAUUGCAUGGGACGGAACUUUACAACCUGGAAGUACAGACUGUGAAAUGAGUUCUUUAAAGAUGAGACUUGUUUAUGUAUUAAAACCACUUCACAAUGAGUUGCUUUGGCUUUUUGAUAAACUGCCGCCUGCUCUCAGGGUGUGGUGACUAUUUUUGAAUUUCUAUUUAUUUUCUAUGUUUAUCCCUGAUUUUUUUUUUUUUUAAUUAUUAUU